AUGUCUGUGAGGCGCUCAAAAAGACUACAGGACAAGGCAGGAUCUCCUGGUGAGACCGAUGCGUUGCUUCCACAAGCCAAGCCCAAGAAAGUUGCACCAAAGAAACAGACCACGUCUGGUGCUCCUGAAGAAGAGCCCGAAGCUUACGAGUUCGGUGGGCCUUUUGGUGUGACUGCAAUCAUGCUAUCAUUUCCAAUACUGAUGUACUACCUUUAUAUCAGUCAAAAGUUUUACGGUGGCAGCUUUGCUAGACCAGCUGACGGUGAAACUUGGAGCCAUUUCCUGAUCAACUACCUGGAGUUGCUAAAACAGAACGUUGUUCCUGGAAUUCAGGCCUGGACGAUUUUCGUGUCAUAUUUCACAAUCCAGGCGAUUUUUUACGUGGUUUUGCCCGGAAUAUGGACAAAGGGCCAACCCCUCACGCACUUGGACAAUCGUCAGUUGCCAUACUACUGCAAUGCAGCCUUCACCAUCUAUGUAAACAUCUUCAUGGUCUUGUCCUUGCAUUUUACUGGAAUUUUCAAGCUCUAUACCAUUUUGGAAAUUUUCGGGGAGCUGAUGACCGUUGCUAUCAUCACUGGAUUUUCCAUGGCCAUUGGAUUGUAUGUCUACACUCUCAAGGUCUCCAAGGACUAUCACCGCAUGUCCGGUAACCAUGUUUAUGACAUGUUCAUGGGAGCUCCUUUGAACCCCAGAGUUGGUAUUAUUGACCUUAAGAUGUUCUUCGAAGUGAGAUUGCCUUGGUAUACUCUUCUGUUUUUGACAAUGGCGCUGUGUCUGAAGCAGUACGACGAGUAUGGGUUUGUCUCUACCCAAGCUUCUUUCCUGAUGCUUGCCCAUUGGCUUUAUGCCAAUGCGUGCUCGAAGGGUGAGGAGCUUAUUGUUCCCACAUGGGACAUGGCCUACGAGAAGUUUGGUUUCAUGCUGAUAUUCUGGAACAUAGCUGGUGUUCCAUACACCUACUGUCAAGGCACUCUGUUCCUGUUCUACAACAAACCCGAGAGUUACAACUGGUCCACUAGCUACAAUGUCACUUUGUUCGUUGUCUUGUUGACUGCAUACUAUUUCUUUGACACUACAAAUGCUCAGAAGAACUCUUUUAGAAAAUUUAUGAACGGAGACACACAUAUCAGAAAGACGUUCCCAUUUUUGCCUUAUCAGGUGCUCAAAAACCCAUCCUACUUGAAAUGUGCCAAUGGCUCUGUUCUGUUGACGGAUGGUUGGUACAAAUAUGCAAGAAAGCUCCAUUACACGGUUGAUCUUAUCCAGUCUUUGACUUGGUCGCUUAUCUGUGGUGGUGCACCCAUCUGCUAUUUCUACCCAGCCUUCUACACCGUGGUUCUAGCACACAGAACGACUAGGGAUAUUGCCAAAUGCAAGAAAAAGUAUGGAGCAGAUUGGGACACGUACGUCGAGAAAUGUCCGUAUCUGUUCAUUCCCUAUGUCUUUUAG
Molecule: messenger RNA, 1452 nt
Organism: Kuraishia capsulata CBS 1993
Lineage: Eukaryota; Fungi; Ascomycota; Pichiomycetes; Pichiales; Pichiaceae
Exons: 1
Coding region: 1-1452 (483 amino acids)
Biological process (GO): ergosterol biosynthetic process
Cellular component (GO): endoplasmic reticulum membrane
Molecular function (GO): Delta24(24-1) sterol reductase activity
Source: RefSeq, a predicted model, not a curated record